Molecule: messenger RNA, 5842 nt
Organism: Brassica napus (rape)
Lineage: Eukaryota; Viridiplantae; Streptophyta; Magnoliopsida; Brassicales; Brassicaceae
Product: protein starmaker-like
Exons: 2
Coding region: 2059-3012 (317 amino acids)
Source: RefSeq, a predicted model, not a curated record
AGUAUUUAGAUUUUGAUUUUGUUUUCGUUAAAUAAUGUUUCUCAUUUAAUGAGAACUUAGUUUUCGUUUUAUGCUUUUAUUUAUUUGGUUUUCUUUUUAUCAGUAAAUAUGUUUACUUUUCGUUUAAUUUUGAAUGAUCACGGUUAAUGUUCCUUAUUUUUUAAUCGAUUUUACUUAAGUUUUGGUCACAAAAUAGGUACAAAUCAGGUAUUUUAAAACUGAAGAACCGAUUUUACUCAUGUUUUGGUUAUAAAAUAGGUAAAAAUCAGGUACUUUUAAACCAAAAAACCGAUUGGGACCCGAACCCAAAAGUAUAUUGGGUUGUACCGGUUCUUUGAAGAUUUACUAACCCCGACCCGAAUCCGAUAGAACCCAAACCGGUCCCGAACCAAACUUUCAUAUAAUCCGAAUGGGGCUGAUUUUGAUAAACCCGAAAAACCAAAACCCGAUUGGAUAAAACUGAAACCCGAUUGGGACCCCGAAUGCCCAGACCUAUUAAAUCCGUUGUGGCCGGGGUUCAAACUCGUGAUGGCGGAACUCGUGAUGGCGGCCACCUCAGCCGAGGUUCCUUUACCACCAGACCACGAGGCCCGAUUGACGUGCAUUACUUGUAUCACCACACUUGACAUACGUACAUAAGAGAUGUCACCAAGCAUGAGUUCAACUCUAUGCCAGUCUUGAUCAAACAACCAUGGAACCACUUCCCUUUUAUGUAAAACACCGAGCUUCACACAACUGGACUUCUUUCCUCUUUGUGAGAUCCUUUUGAUGGUUCUCCUCAGUAGGUGGGUGUGAGGAGUUUCCUUUCUUCGGUCUUGUUAACUGAGUGGAAUGGAUUUCUGUGGCAAUGUGUGUUGAUGCCUGAGGGUGCAUCCGCCUCUUAAUGAGUUCUAUGUGUCCCAAUGGUCGAUGUUGAGAGGUGGCAAUAUGUUCAUCUCUUUACCCAAUAAAUGCAUUAGCGUGGUCUGACCUUGGUGAUGGUGUCUUUGCGGCAGUGGUUUCUCCGGUUUGGAGGUUUGUCUGGAUUAAUUGCUUAUUUUUUUUGAAGCGGGCACCAGGAAUUGGCCAAAUCUACCGGUUCGAUCCAACGACUGCAAUUGGUGUCUCUUGCUUCCUCUCCCUUCAGUCGUGCCUCCGUGGUUGAUGUCUUGCGUGGUUAGACUUCUCAGUGUUUCAGUCUAUUUGAUGUUGUCGUUCUUAGUUUAUUACGGUAUAUCUAUUUCUACUUACUAUGAUGUUCUGUCAAAACUUUUAAAAUAGUAAAUAAAUUUUAACAUUUUUACCAAAAAAUAUCUAUUUCUAUUUGCUAUGAUGUUCUGUCAAAACUUUUAAAAUGGUAAAUAAAUUUUAACAUUUUUACUAUAAAAAAACGCCUAGCUUUAUGUAAGCCGUAACUAUUGUUUUUUUUUUUUUUUUUUUUGCUAAAAAGCCGUAACUAUUGUUUACUUGUAAUUUACGUGUCAUUUAUAUUAGGGAAAAUUAUACAUUUACACUUUGUUGAGUACCCCUUUUCAAAUUUACACUCAGGAGGAGGACAUUUUCACAAAUACCUAAUUGUUUAGUAGCCGAAAGACAAUAAUAACCCUCGCAAUUUUAACCUUCUCUCUCGAAUCUCUCUAGCUCGCCAUCGACGGCGACGAGAUUACAGAGCUACGACGGCGAUUCUAGCAACGGCGACGACAAAAGGUCUUCUCUCUCACUAGUCACGCCGUCUCUCUGGAAAGAGCAUCCGGUGACGACGAAUAACAAUCAGACUAUACGAUUCAAAAUUUCAUCUCAAAAAAUGUCGUCUACUCCUCACGAUUCUCCUCUACACGAUUCUUCUAUACACGAUUCUCCUCUUCACGAUUCUCCUAUUCAUGAUUCUUAUCUUCACGAUUCUCUACAAGUAAGUACCUAAAUUAUUGUUUGUUUCAAGUCAUUUUUUGAAUUUGUUAUUUCUGUUAUAAGAAAAUAGAAGAACAUUGGUUGAGGAUUGUCAUGUUUCUAGUUAGAUCUAAGAGAAAUAGUAUCGAUAGUGAACAUUGAGUUUUUUUGAAAAAUUAUAAGCCUUUAUAAAUGUGGGUUUCAAGUAAUUAUAAAAUGCGUGAACUCAAGAAGUGUUGUCUUGUAUUGCAGUUGGAUAGCAACGAGUUUUGCACAACCUUGAAAUUGCCUGGGAGGGUUUAUGAAGCUGUAGAAACACCAGAUAAUCCCAAAGCGAUAAUCCAUCACUCAAAGAUUGAUUAUAUCGAGAAGGUGGAAGAUAUAUUAGAAAAAGAAGAGUUUUCUUUCAUAGAGAACUCUCACAUUGGGAGCAUUUUGGAGUUGGUUAAAAGGAAUAGGGUUCAAUUUUCAGAAGAGUUGUUCCAUUUUCUAAUGCAGCGAAGAGUAUUGACGCAAGGAGAGGAUCUCUGGUUUACUUUCUCGGACCAGCCUAUGAGGUUUUCACUAAGGGAAUUUCAUCUGACAACAAGCUUACGUUGUGAGGAAGAUCAGACAAUAACAGAGCCGCUGUUCAAAAUAAUGAAGAAGCCAUACAUUUGGAUGCUGGGCAAGAUUGAAAAGUUUACGGUGAGAACGUUAUAUGAAAUGUUUAAAAAGAAAGCACGAAGCAUGCCAACACUAGAAAGAUUAUCCCUUGGAACAGCAAUACUCACAGAAGCGGUAAUUAUGGCAGAAAACCCGAGUUCUAAAAUCCCGAGAGAUAGGUUGCAGCGUUAUAUGAACUAUCGCUCACCCAAGAUUGCUUGGGGUAAAACUGCUUAUAGAAUCUUGAUGAGAAGUGUAAAAAGUUUGAGUACAAGUUCCUGGACAGGAGAUAGUUAUGAAGUGAGUGGUUUUGCGCUAGCCAUAAAUCUGUGGGCAAUGUCAUCAGUGAAUGUGCUUGGUAAAUCUUUGGGAAAGCCAUGCGAGACACCCUCUUCUUCUGAUCCGUUGUGUCUACAUUGGGACUCAACAAGAACUCCGACAAUAGCUGAAGUGUUAGAGCUGGAGAAGAUAAACAAUGUGAGUUUUUAUAAGCGUAUAUAAAUAUAUUCGUAUUGUAUUGUUUGAAAAGUGGAUUUCUAGGGACUCCUUGAAAAGGUCCACAAAUCGGUGUCUUGUAGGAUUGUAAAUUUGACAUGUGUUUAUACAAGAUUAUAAAUGUACUUUUAUAAGGACUAUAUAAAUUAAUAUAUAAGAGGUUUACAUAGAUAUGUUUUAUUUAUUCUACAGGUUGAGGUUAGCAGUGAUUGGAUUGGCUGAGGAAUACAAACAUUUGGUGAGGGCAACACAUAGUGACGAUGCUGACUUUCACAGUGUUGUGAAACUAGUUCAACAAGGAUACAAAAUGAGGAGAAGCGAUUGGGAGAAAGGUUUUGUGGAUAUGUUUGUUGCAACAGAAGAUAUAGGUCAACAACGCAAGACAAAAGACGAAGAUGCAGAGCAUGGUGAAGAUCUGAACAAUAAUGAAGAUGAAGAGGAAAAGAAAGAUGAAGAGGAAAAGACAGAUGAAGAGGAAAAUAAAGAUGAAGAGUAUCAAAAGGAUAAGGAGCAAAGAAAAGAUAAAAAUCAUUCCAUGUCUAACAGCGAGAAACUUGAUAAGCUAAUCCAAAUGGUUCGUGAUUUGGAUAAGCGAGUAGUAAUGAUCCAGAAUGUUUUAGGAGUUAAGGUAACCAAUUCAAUUUUACCAAUUACUUAUCAAAUUUCGCGUGUUAUUCCUCUCUAAUGAUUUCACUUGUUUUUUUGAAGUUUAACGACAGUUCACCAAACAAAGAAGAUUGUGAAAAUGGAGCUAGUUCUGGUGAUAGAAGAAGUGCACAAGAUUAUCAAAAUGAAGAAGAUACAAUUAAUGAAGAAGCAAACUCUGAUGAUAAAAAAAAUGCACCAGAUGAUGAAAAUGAAGAAGAUACAAUUGCUGAAGAAGCAAACUCUGAAGAUACAAUUGCUGAAGAAGCAAACCCUGGCGAUGGAAGAAGUGCACUGGAUGAUGAAAAUGAAAAAGAGAUAUGUGAUGAAGAAGCAAAAUCUGGUACAGAGCAUCAAAGGGAAGAAGAGAAUAUUCUUGGGAAAAUUGAGACUACACAAAAAAUCACUCAAGACGAAGACACAGAAAAACUUGAAUCAGAAAGUUGCUUGAAACAAACGUCGCAGGUAUGAAUCUAAAACAGGAUAUAAAGGUUUAUAAAUUUUUUGAUUUAGUGAUAGGCAAAUUGAAUUUCUUAUUUCUUUUGUAGGUUACGUCGCCUACUCCAACAUUCAAUACUCCAAACUUUGAUACAAGGGUACAAAAUUAAUAUAUUUUAUAAGGCCUUGUAAAAGUUUAAUGUAUAUAGCAUAAACAUCUAAUUUUCAAAUAUUUUGUCUGAAGGUUUCAUCGCCUAAUCCAACAUUUACGUCUCCUAAGUUUGAUCUCCUUUCCCAAGAAAGUCAUAGUGGAAAGGAUACAAAUGAGGUAUUUUAUAAAGCUUUAUAAACUAUUUCAUGAUCGUUAAGGUCUCUUAAACAAUUAUAUAAAAACGAUUUGCAUGAAUCAGGUUCUUAUGAGAGAUGUUUAUGAGAUUCAUGUUUUCCAACCUCUAAUGAAUAUAAAAAGAGAUUGGUACAACAACACAGCCAGAUUUGUUUUCCAAAUUUUAUGAGUAUUGAUUUAUUUUAUAGACUUAAUAAUCCUUUGUAAAAAGGGGACUAUUUUUUUUGUUCUGUAGGUAAACGAAGAUGUUGAGCCUCCACUUCAAAAGAAGUUUAAAGCUGAUACAGAUAAUGUUCCGCUAAGAAGAAGUGAAAGAGGUCAAAUACCAUCCAUUCAUACACAACCACCGUUUACAGGAGCAAGGAAGAAACAUCCGAUUCUUCAUCCCUUUGAGCCAGUUGAUAAAACAAGAAAAGAAAAAAAUGAGAGAAUGGAAAAUGUCAAACAAAAGAAAGUAAGUUUUAUUUUAUAAGAAGCUAUAUAUUUCAUGAAACUAGAUAUCUACAUAAAAAGUAUGAGUGUCCAAUGUAGGAAGCUGAGAAUCAAUCAAGAGAUAGUAAACGCAAAGUGGUUUUCGGAUAUUGAAACUCCGGGAAAAAAACUUUCAAAAACGGUUAGACUAUAUGUGAACAAAAAUUCUUUAUAAUCCCUUAUAAAUUUAUAUUAAUCUUCUUUAUAAAACUAUAUGAUCGCUAUUCUGAGUAUUUGUUUUUUUUUUUGUUUCAGCAUAUUGAAGCAGGUUUUGAGUUGCUGAAACUGAGACAGAUAAACAAUCCAGAUUUGUUUCUGAACAAAACUGCCUUAGUUGUUGGAGUGAAGUUUCUUGAAGAAAUAGAUGAGUUUUAUAAUGAGUUUUUAGAUGACAAGAAAGGUUUCCAAUUUGGAGCAGGCUUUGACAAGUACAACAUAGAGAAGAAUAUCAACUUCCUCUAUUCGGCCAUUGCAGUAGCAGAGAAGUAUUGGCUUGGAGUUGUAAUCAACUUGGAGAAGAGAAAUAUCACAGCAUUCAAUUGUGCAGCAAUGAAGUUCACAGAUGCGAGUUUGGUCCCUUACGUUAAUGCAUAUGCGAUGGCUCUCCCAUUCAUGAUUCGCUACUUCUUCAAAGAUGUCAGCAUGGAUACAAGCAAGUUCUCGAUAAAAAUUGUAUCUGAAGGUUUCCCACAGGUUCUUAAAAUAGAAGACAGUGGAGUUUAUGCAUUGAAGCUGAUAGAGUGUCAUGCAAUGCGUAUAGUGGAUUUGACAAAGCUGAGUGAAGAAAAAAUUGCAAUCAUCCGAGAAAAGUUGGCGGUUGAUAUCUUCUCGGAAUUACAAUGAAUACUAAUGUGGGAAUGAACAAAAACUUUAUAGCUUGCUUAUAGUUAUGUGUGAACAACUAUCUGUUUUAUGCUUCAUCAACAGAUGGGCACC